AUGAAUGCCAUUCGAACCUCGCCGAGAGUUGAGCGAGAAAGUAGCCACGGACCUAAGACUACCCCUCGUGUUCACUUCGGCGCAAAUGAUACACUAAAGAAUAGCGCAUCUCCGGAAAGACCGAGGAAUGCUGCGAGGAGCAACCCUUGUGGCUAUGAUGGGGGACAAACGCAAGCUGACGAUAUGAGUUCGGGGGCGGGAGUGUCACUUAUACAGGGCCUCACGCCAUUGUUGGCGGCUGAUAACCCCUAUAUUAAACGGGAGGAAUUCGAUGAAGAAGCAGCUCCUAUAGAUUCCGAAAUCGAGGCUCUCGAACCCCAGGCUCAAGUUAUUGUUCGAGAGUUAUCGAAGAGGAUCCCCGGACUACCGAAUAACUUCGUAGAUUCAACCUCUGAACAAAAUUCCACUAUGAGCCUAAAUAACCAACAUUCGCCCGACCUGAGCCAGCCCACGAUGCACAAGCCGGGCGUCCUUGCCACCCUGUUGAGACUCUCACAGAAUUCUGGUCCUCGACCUUCAAAUUCUACCCUCCCGAGUGCUCUGCAAACUCCCAAAGCAGAGUCCGGAGCCGCAACUCCCUCGACGUGGUACAAAAGCAGUCAUGAUAAUACCGCGGCCAUUCUUGCCGGGGCCAGCUUACAACUAGGCGGCGCAUAUGCAGGCUCUGGUGGACCCGACAAGGUGCCUAUACGUCAUAAGCGACCUCGGACGAGCAGGGCACAUAGUGGAGGACUGACCAAUGUCUUGGGCCGCUUUUCAAAGGAAGAAAAUGAAGACGAGAUAAAACUUCGGUAUCACCUUGCACACGUAUUACAUAAGCAAAAAUACCUGCUCCAGCUCUGCAAGGCGCUUAUGCUAUAUGGGGCUCCAACCCACCGCCUUGAAGAGUAUCUCAAAAUGUCCGCACGAGUUCUUGAUGUAGAGGGGCAAUUCCUAUAUCUCCCAGGAUGCAUGAUCAUCUCAUUUGAUGAUUCUUCAACCCACACCAGCAACAUGCAGCUCGUUCGGGUCACACCAGCCCUAAACCUGGGGAAACUUCAGGACGUCCAUCUGGUUUACAAACAAGUUAUUCAUGAUGUGAUAGGAGUCGAAGAAGGCAUGGUCCAACUUCAGAAGCUGUUUGAUCAAGGUCCUCGAUUUGCUGUCUGGCUUCAGGUUUUGGUUUACGGGGCGGCGAGUGCUUCGGUAGGGCCUCUUUUUUCGGCGCGAUUGAUUGAUUUACCGAUUUGCUUCCUUUUGGGAACUAUCCUCGGUGUUUUAGCCCUGGUCAUAGCUCCUAGAUCUACGCUUUACUCCAACGUUUUUGAAAUCGUAGCGUGUGUAGUAAUAUGCUUCCUUGCCCGCGCGUUCGGCUCCAUCGAGGGAGGUUCGAUUUUCUGCUUUGCUGGCAUAUCCCAAGCUUCUAUUGCGUUAAUUUUGCCAGGCUAUAUUGUUUUAUGCGGUGCCUUGGAGCUGCAGUCGAAGAAUCUUGUCGCUGGGUCAGUGCGGAUGUUUUAUGCAAUCAUCUAUUCCUUGCUUCUUGGGUUUGGGAUCACGAUUGGGACGGCGCUUUAUGGAGCAGUUGAUUCAAAAGCGACAUCAAGUAAAUCUUGCUCGAAUGUCAUGUCAGACUACUACAAGUUCUUGUUCGUCCUCGUCUUUACACUUUGUCUAAACGUCCUCAACCAGUGCAAAUGGAAGCAGCUCCCCAUGAGUCUAUGCAUCAGCAUAUCAGGAUUUGCUGUAAAUUUUUUUGCCACCAGAAGAUUUCCUACAAAUGUUCAGAUAGCCAAUGCACUCGGGGCAUUCACAAUCGGGGUGAUUGGUAAUCUGUAUUCACGGUUGUCACAUCAGAUUGCGUUUACAUCAAUUGUCCCAGCAAUUUUCAUUCAAGUGCCGUCGGGGCUUGCUGCACAGGGCGGAUUAAUAUCAGGGUUAGAUUCUGCAGACUCUCUCACCAACAAGACAGUGAAUACGAGCCCUGAAGCCCUCCAGAGUCAAUUUAACAUCACAAUAGCAAAUGUUGCGCUGGGAAUGAUCCAAGUUGGGAUUGGGAUAAGCGUUGGUUUGUUUUUUGCGGCAAUCGCUGUCUAUCCGGUGGUAUGGGCCGAGCCAGUUCGGUAA
Molecule: messenger RNA, 2103 nt
Organism: Orbilia oligospora ATCC 24927
Lineage: Eukaryota; Fungi; Ascomycota; Orbiliomycetes; Orbiliales; Orbiliaceae
Exons: 13
Coding region: 1-2103 (700 amino acids)
Biological process (GO): transmembrane transport
Molecular function (GO): transmembrane transporter activity
Source: RefSeq, a predicted model, not a curated record